CACAAGGAGAGGAAGUUUGCAGUUGUGCGGUGGAGUGAGGGAGAGGAUGCUGGGAAGCUUAGUGAAGUAAAAACUGAUAACAUACGGAGGUAUGACGACUCCAAAAUGGACCAACAUGGGAAUCCCAUUUCCACCUACUCAGCUAUUAUCGAGUGGCGCCAUGGGAAGAAACAGCCAGGAGGGUGGCCACACUACAGGGGCACUGUUGUUUUUGUCUGUGCUACUCGUUUUGAGGCAGCUCGUAAACUUAACGCAUUACUGAGGGAAAAUGAACCAGCAGACCUGACCAAGAGGGCACCAGUCCACCCUAAAAACAAUCAGGAUGAUUCUGAUGACUCAGAUCCAGAUGACACUCAGAUUCUGUUGCAGCCUUUGCAAGUCAAGGCAGCUCGUAAACUUAAUGCAUUACUGAGGGAAAAUGAACCAGCAGACCUGACCAAGAGGGCACCAGUCCACCCUAAAAACAAUCAGGAUGAUUCUGAUGACUCAGAUCCAGAUGACACUCAGAUUCUGUUGCAGCCUUUGCAAGUCAAGAAGUCAAAGGCUCUCACAAGGAAAGACCCUGCAAAGGAAUUCCUUGCAAUGUACAGUCAUUCACCACUUUCAGUCACUGACUGUGACCAAAGUCCAAAAAAGACUGUGGUUGAACUUAAGCGAGAGAUCCAAGACCUGAAAGAAGAGAAUGCCAAACUGAGGGAGUUGCUUGUAGAAGAUGUGCCCGAACUCAUGAAGACUAUGAAAAAUGUGAUUGAUUUAGCUGAGCCUCUUAAGAGAUCAAGUUUUGAGCUCCCCCAGAGUUCUACACAGUCCAGGCCGGGUUCAUCAUCUGAUGAUUCACAGAUGCCCAUUCCCAAAUCUGUUCCAUCUGUCUCAUCAGAGUCUGUCACUCCAUCUACAAGAGAGUCCCAGUCGUCAAAGGUGGAGAUCCAUCCUGGGACAGGAGUCAUGAUCGCGAAACUGGCGUGGGCCUAUGCUAUUAAUGCAAAUUCUGCUACAGUCUUUGUGAGGCAUCUGCUCCCAGCAGUAUUCCCAACAGAGACACUG
Molecule: messenger RNA, 1044 nt
Organism: Menidia menidia (Atlantic silverside)
Lineage: Eukaryota; Metazoa; Chordata; Actinopteri; Atheriniformes; Atherinopsidae
Source: the annotation of a GenBank genome assembly